Trypanosoma theileri is the source of this 798-nucleotide messenger RNA. RefSeq lists its product as uncharacterized. The transcript has a single exon. NCBI's taxonomy places the organism in Eukaryota, Euglenozoa, Kinetoplastea, Trypanosomatida, Trypanosomatidae. The coding region runs from base 1 to 798 and encodes 265 amino acids. The record is from RefSeq and is a predicted model, not a curated record.
AUGACUAAGACUGUAAUGGUGAGGUGUUACCUACUCUGUUUACUAACUCUUGCACUGUGUUGUGCUUGUGGGUUAGUAUGGGCUGAUAGUCCUAAAGCUUCUGAUUCCCUUAUUAAAACUUCCACUGUUGGUGUUCCUUCUCUUGUUCGUCGUGCUAUUCCUGCGCUUCUUCUUACUCCUUUGUGUGACGAUGAAGAAGAACAAGAAAAGUGGUUGUAUGAGGUGGAUGCGGAAAAUAAGGAUAUGGCUCAAAGCCUACAACCAAAUGGAAUCAAACCACCAGAUGAUUCAGCGGUAAAUGGGAUAGGGGGAUCUACUGUUAGAGCCGAAUCCUCUCCUGCAGAACACCCGGCUCCAGCACCACCUGGAGAGGCAUCAACGAAGAACGAUCACACCAUUGAACGAGAAACGGAAUCACCAGGACAAGGACAGGAAAGCAAUGUCACUCAUGACUCACCAAACGGAGAGACCAAAGUCACAUCACUGCCUGGAACUACUGACGGGCGAGAGACUUCUCCUACAGCAACUCUGAGUGCUCCUGAAACUUCUUCAGGGAGUUCAGCCACCCAAAACGCCGGGGAAUCUGAAGCUGCAGAGAGUAAGUCAACACAUACUAAAGACGGUGAUGUGGGUAAUACAGCUACCACCACCACCACUACCACAACUACAACAACACUUCCUCCUGAACUCAUAAACAACAAGAAGGGUGAUGCAGACAGCAGCAGCAGUAUCAGCAGUUCUGUGUGGGUGCGUGUGCCACUACUGAUUGUGGUUACACUGGCCUGUANCUGGUGGUGA